This is a messenger RNA of Yamadazyma tenuis ATCC 10573, 1824 nucleotides long. It is a transcript of the gene BZZ1, whose product is annotated as Bzz1p. Lineage: Eukaryota; Fungi; Ascomycota; Pichiomycetes; Serinales; Debaryomycetaceae. The record is from RefSeq and is a predicted model, not a curated record. Gene Ontology annotation, molecular function: protein binding.
AUGUCACUUGACACUCUUUCCCUUGGAAACGAGCUUAAAGACUCGUACAAGCCCGUUGAGAAGUGGGUCACUAAUGGCAUCAACUGGCUCGGUGACAUUGACGAAUUCUACCAAGCCCGGGCCACUAUCGAGAAGGAAUACUCCACCAAACUCAAAGAGCUCUGCAAGAGGCAUUUCGAGAAAAAAGCAAAACUCUCCGCCCAAUUGUCAGUUGGUGACGAACCACAGAUCACUCCUGGAUCCUUGGAAAGUGCCUCGCUUGUUUUGUGGAACGACGUGCUUACGCAAACCGAGGCAAUUGCUGAAGAGAGAUCUGUGCUUGCACGGGAUAUUACUCUGAAAGUAGGUGCGUCUUUACAGACUCUCAAGAGCAAAGCGUCCAUGGUAGCCAGAAAUAUUGAUGGUAUCCACACAUAUCUUGAUGAGGAGAAAAAACGUACUGAAGAAGAGGUUGCAAAGGCCAAGAAACACUAUGAUUCUCUUUGUUCUGCCACAGAAGCAACCAGACAAAAAACAGAGAAGUCGCUGAGUGAUAAGCACCAACGGAAACUUGAGGAAAAAGAGACCGAUAUGAACAUUGGGAAGAAUGAGUACUUGAUCAAGAUCAAUGUUGCCAACCGGCUUAAAGACAAAUACUUCUAUCAAGACUUACCCGAAAUCUUGGACUAUUAUCAGGAAUUGAAUCAGGCAAGAGUUCAGUUGAUGAACAAGAUUCUUCGUAAUGCAGGCAUUGUGGAACGCAACAGCUGUGACCGAGUGAAGGACAAGUUAACGGCCAUUGAUUCGACUAUCGAACAGAAUAACCCCCGGUUAGAUACCGCCAUGUUCAUCAAACACAACUUGAUCGAUUGGAAAGAGCCCAGUGACUUCUACUUCGUUCCAUCUUCCAUCUGGCACGAUGACGAGAGUUUGGUGACCAAAGAACCAGAAUUGUCGGCGUUGAAGAAGGCUCUCAACAAGAGUCUGAUGGAGUAUGAGAAGUACCAACUGUCGUGUUUGCAAGUCAAGCAAAGUUUAGAAGAGUCUGUGGCUGAGAGAGCCAAGGAAAAUAAAGAUGGCUUGACGUUAAAGUUCGAUGCCAAAUUCCUGAACUCCUUGCACUUGUUGAGUAAAUUCAUAAAGGAAGACACUCAAAGAGUGAAAAACGAAGUGGUUAUUGAGUUGAUUCAAAACUACGCGGGAGAUAAGGAUUUGAGCUAUCAGGAGCAAGCCCAUGCCAAGAAGAGUCGGUUUGGUUUGUUCAAAGGUAAGAAAUCCCACGAAGAGUCCACCCCCGGCGAUGUCCAGUCUAUUCACACGGUCAAAUCUACCACCAGCCAGAAGACGGCUGGAAGCUCAGGAAUAUUCAACUUACGACGUGGAAGAGGCAAAUCGGUGUCAAGCAAUGGAACCGCUCACGGUGCUCCCACCGGUCGUGCAGCCUAUAAAUACGAAGCCACUGGAGAUGAUGAGUGUUCAGUAAACGUAGGUGAUGUUUUUACGGUGGUUGAUGCUGAUGAUGGUCUGGGAUGGACGAUGAUUGACUUGAACGGACGUCAAGGACUUGUCCCUACAUCGUAUAUCACGGUCGAUACGAUUGUUGCUACUAACACAGGUGAUCUGAAGAAACAAGGGCCAAGUGUAGCUCCUAAAAGAGGUGCCAAGCGGGUUCAGUACGUGGAAGCGUUGUAUGAUUAUGUUGCAGACGGAGAAGAUGAACUCAGCAUCUCUGUAGGAGAUAGAAUUGUAUCAGUACAAGAAGAUACGGAUGGAAGUGGAUGGACUGAGGGAGAGUUGAAUGGUAAUAAAGGGUUGUUUCCAUCAUCAUAUGUUAAAAAGGUGUAA